AGACUUUCAGAGCAGGAAGCUGUGUGUGUGUCUACGUGCCGUUCACCACGUAACCACGUCUCCUCUCCGGCACGACAUCAGCCGGGACGUCACAAGACGUCCACGACUCCUCGGUGAGACAACAACAACGACAGGUAUUUGAGGAAAUUUAGAGAAAAUGGUUGGAUUCUUCCAAAUGUUGAGAAAGAAAAAGGAGCUGAUCCCUCUGAUAGGAUUCAUGGGGUUGGCUGCAACAGGAGCCACAUCUGCUGCUCUCUACUUUCUAUUUACUAAACCUGAUGUUAUUUUGAAUAGGAGCAACAACCCAGAACCGUGGGAAAGACUGGACCCGUCAAAACCCCAAAAGCUCCUCACCAUCAACCAGCAGUGGAAACCAGUGGACGAGCUGGAAUAUGUGAAGAGUCUCACCAAGUAAAAGAAGGCGUGAGCCUUCCGGGAAAGAUCCACAGUCUGACCGUCGCCUCCGCCCCACCCCCUCCCCCCGGAUCCCAUCCGACCCCCCACCUCCCUUCCAGCUCCCCCACACACACAAACUCCCCAUCAGUGCAACAGAAUCCUUUCUGCACACACUUUGCGUUGACACUCGGUGUGCGGAAAUGCUUCUGCUCCACUGGUGGGGUUUUUCACCCUGCACGAUGACGUCAUCCACAACGGCAGAAAACCACACCGAAGGUUAAUAAAUGCGACUGCAGAGGGCUCCAUUUAUUGUGAAUGUACAACAGUGUCUGAAUGUGCAAGACGCAAUGUAAACUCAGUUGGUUAAUAAUGUUCUCAUAACCGGUUCAAUAAAUUAUUCUUGUCAACAA
Molecule: messenger RNA, 806 nt
Organism: Gasterosteus aculeatus aculeatus (three-spined stickleback)
Lineage: Eukaryota; Metazoa; Chordata; Actinopteri; Perciformes; Gasterosteidae
Gene: coxfa4l3
Product: cytochrome c oxidase associated subunit FA4L3
Cellular component (GO): respiratory chain complex IV
Source: RefSeq, a predicted model, not a curated record